Molecule: messenger RNA, 355 nt
Organism: Magnolia sinica
Lineage: Eukaryota; Viridiplantae; Streptophyta; Magnoliopsida; Magnoliales; Magnoliaceae
Product: serine hydroxymethyltransferase, mitochondrial-like
Exons: 3
Coding region: 23-355 (110 amino acids)
Biological process (GO): tetrahydrofolate interconversion; L-serine catabolic process; folic acid metabolic process
Cellular component (GO): cytoplasm
Molecular function (GO): glycine hydroxymethyltransferase activity; cobalt ion binding; serine binding
Source: RefSeq, a predicted model, not a curated record
GUUAGAAAAUGCAUGACGAUGAAUGCAUGCAAGCUCAAAUCAUUUUUCAUUCCAGUUGGAGAAAAGUGCUGCGCUCUUCCGCCCGAAAUUAAUAGUUGCUGGUGCAAGUGCUUACGCACGCCUUUAUGAUUAUGCACGCAUUCGCAAGGUCUGUGACAAGCAGAAAGCUGUCCUGUUGGCAGAUAUGACUCACAUCAGUGGGUUGGUUGCAGCAGGUGUUAUCCCAUCUCCAUUUGAUUAUGUAGAUGUUGUGACAACAACUACUCACAAAUCCCUUCGUGGGCCACGUGGGGCCAUGAUCUUUUUCAGGAAGGGGUUAAAAGAGAUUAACAAAAAAGGGGAAGAGCUAGACUAG